UGAUUCAAUUCGCCUCAGGCUCGAUGCUCUCAGGCAGUACGAGUUCAAUAUUUGUCGUUACGACACCGCUGACCUCCAUAGUUAUGAGAGCAUUGUAUUAUCUCAAUUUAACAAAUGCCUGAUCUCUCAUUUCGCUCCAAAAAUUACCCAGUUGUAGUUUGUAUGAACCAGACAAAAGUGCUUUGUUUUGUUAGUAUUUAAAAAAUACCGCGAUCAUUCGAGAGUUAAAGAUGACCGACGACGUACUGACUGAAGAACAAAUAGGAAAAAUAUUUACCAAAUGGAGCAGAAACAAAAACAUGUCUUUUAUAUCUUCAUCUAUAGCACCGCUCAGCAACCAGCUAGAAGGACUGAUAGGAGAGCAAUACUUUUUAACCAUUACAUAUGAAGAUGACAACAAAACAAGCCAUGUUCGAUUUUUCGUGAAGAUUAUAUCAAGAGAAAAUCCUGUUAUGUAUAACAUAGCUAGAGAAGCAACAAUGUUCGAAAAGGAAGCAUUCUUCUACAACAGCUUCAUACCAGCUUUAAAGAGCUUUAAUUUCAAAUGCGAUUAUGUAGCAGACAGUUAUUUUUGCGAGUCUUCUGCAGUAGUAUUAGAAGAUUUAUCAGAGAAAGCUUACAAAGGUUUCGGGAAAUCUGGGUCCCUAAAUUUGGAUCACUGUAAGAUUUGCUUGAAAACAUUGGCCAGGUUCCAUGCUGACGGUAUUUUAUACCAGAUAUUAAAAUCGAAAGAGAGCUCUAAAGAAUACAGUUUAACGCAGGAUUUACCGGACAUAUUCGAAGAAUCGUUGCUUGAAAAGCAAUCUUCGUUGUACAAGUAUUACACGAAUUCGAGCAAAGGUUUAAUACGCCUGGCGAAUUUGCUGCUUGAAAACGGUACAGUGGAAUAUUUCUCAAAGUCAUUGUUGGAAAAAAUUCAAUAUUUGAUAGGCAACGAUUGCAUUAAUAACAAUUUUAAAUUAACAAUAACGCACAAUGACUUAUGGACUAACAACUUCCUCUACCAGUACGAUGAAAAUAACCUCGUCAAAGCCUGUAAAAUCAUCGAUUUUCAAACGAUAAGUUUAAAGCCUCCUGCAUAUGACGUUCUAACGUUUCUCUUCUUAAAUACCCGCAGGAAAUUCAGAGAUGAAUAUUUGACGCAACUGUUGGAUUUUUACUAUCAAUGCAUGUCUGAAUUUGUAGAAGAACGAGACUUCGAUGCGAACGAUGUAUUUAGUAAAGAGGAAUUUUAUUCCUCCUGCGACUAUCUCACGGUGUAUGCAAAAAUACAUUCAGCCGUUGAUAGGAGUAUAACUCUCAUUCCCGAAGAAAUGUUUCUUAAAUCAGCUGCAUCUGAUGAGAGCUUUUCUAAUUUCUUAUUCGAAGGGCGCCCGGAAUACAUGCUGGAAUCGUUCAAUACGUGCGAGUUGUUCAAAGAGAUCAUGACCGAAGACAUAGUAGAGUUAGAAUCACUUUUAGCUGCAAAAUAAUGUCUAAUUUAUAUUUGAAAGAUAAAGUUUGUUGUCGAGGAUUUCUAAUUGGAAACUGAGAUCUGCUUGCUUCUUGUUGGUAAACUGCUGUUACCGAGUUUCCUGACGUAUAAUUGAGUUGUAAAACGAUUUAAGGGAAAUUUGAAAUAUUUCCUUGAUUUUUACUUGGAUUUAAUUAUUAGGUGUAAUUAUUCAGAUCUCACUAAAUUUACACGAAACUUAAAAGUAAAAAAAAUAAGUAUUAUCUACUAGUAUUAGCGCUCAAAGCGAUUCCCUGCUUUAGUUUAAAAAGUUGAUGGAUUUUAUACUAUAUUUAACUUUUCCUAUACGCGUACCUAUAAAAGUUUUGUAUUAUGUAACCAUAGCUUUUUAAAACAUUUUAUGUUUCAUUUAUGUUUUGUAUUUUCCUGUUUGAGUAUACUGACAAAAUAUGAUACAUUUAUUGUUUUAUAUUGUAGAGUGUGAUUAAUA
Molecule: messenger RNA, 1943 nt
Organism: Phyllotreta striolata
Lineage: Eukaryota; Metazoa; Arthropoda; Insecta; Coleoptera; Chrysomelidae
Source: the annotation of a GenBank genome assembly